Molecule: messenger RNA, 603 nt
Organism: Trichophyton rubrum CBS 118892
Lineage: Eukaryota; Fungi; Ascomycota; Eurotiomycetes; Onygenales; Arthrodermataceae
Exons: 2
Coding region: 1-603 (200 amino acids)
Molecular function (GO): hydrolase activity
Source: RefSeq, a predicted model, not a curated record
AUGGCCGUCCAGCUUCCUCCGCUCCCGCUACCAGAAGGCGUGACCUCUAGACAGAUCGACACGGCGCCGCGCGGAAUAUCAUUCCAUAUACUCGAGGCAGGGUACUCGGCUGCACACGACCGGCCGCUGAUACUGCUGCUGCACGGCUUCCCGGAGCUGGCGUACUCGUGGCGCAAGGUGAUGCCGCUGCUGGCGUCCGGAGGGUACUAUGUGGUUGCGCCGGACCAGCGAGGCUUCGGACGGACGACGGGCUGGGACACGCGAGACUAUGACAACGUCGACCUGAGAGACUUUGCCGUGACGAACCUCGUUCGGGAUAUGGUGGUGCUGGUGCAUGCGCUGGGGUAUAAGAGCGUCGAGUGCAUUGUUGGACACGACUUCGGGGCCGUGGUGGCCGGGUACAGCGCCCUUGCAAGACCCGACUUCUUCAAGCGCGUGGCUUUCAUGAACCAUCCGUUUGUUGGCGCGCGCGAGCUCUCGGGCGAGGUUGAAGGCGGCGGAGACGACGAUCAUAUACACCGGGAGCUGGCUGCGUUGAACAGGAAACAUUUCAAGUGGUACUACUCUACGCGGCAGGCGAACGCAUCCCUCCCCAUCUUAUGA